AUGUCUUGUAAGCAUAUUGACGCAGCUGAGCUGCGUCCCCCAGGACCAAGCCAAGCUGUCUAUCGCGAAGAUUGUACUCAAUGUUUUGAUUCCAUAGAUGAUUCCACUGGUUUGGAUGUUUGUCUGCUUUGCUUCAAUGGCGGCUGUACUGGCGAUAGGAACCAUUCCAAGCUCCAUCAUAGCAUCAAAAACCAUCCUUUGGUCCUCAAUAUUCGAAGAACAAAACGCCAUAUUGUUCGAGAUGAGCCCCCUCCAAAGAUGUCCAGAUUAGCCAUCGCCGCAGAAACCGAAGCCGAUCGAUUCGAGUACCAUACAAAAGUUCGUUGUCAUGAAUGUGCAGUUGACGAUAUUGAUAAAUCUUCCGGUAAAUUAUCUGCAGUUGUAGAUGGUGUAAUGAAAGCAAAUACAUUCUCAAGAAAGGAAGAAGUGAAGGCUUGGGAGCAAGAGUUUACGUCGUGUGAACACAUUCUCACCUUACAACAAGAAAGCGCACGCCAAAUACAGUCUCAAGAUCUAGGCCACUGCUCUCUUUGCGAUCUCAAAGAGAACUUGUGGCUCUGCUUACAUUGCGGUAAUCUGGGAUGCGGGCGAGCGCAAUUUGGUGGACUCAAGGGACAUUCCCAUGGACUGGAACACAAACAGCAAACUGGACACGCAGUUGCGGUCAAAUUAGGAUCAAUCACUUCAGAUGGCACGGCUGAUGUGUACUGUUAUGCAUGCGACGAGGAACGGAUUGAUGAAAAUCUUGGGAAGCACCUCGCCCACUGGGGAAUUAUGCUCGCCGAGCGAGAGAAGACCGAAAAGAGUUUGAUGGAGAUGCAAGUCGACGAAAAUAUGCGUUGGGAGUUCUCCAUGACUGACGAACAAGGCCACGAGCUGACGAAACUGUUCGGCAAAGGAUUUACUGGUUUGAAGAAUUUAGGCAAUAGCUGCUACCUGGCAAGCGCGCUCCAGUGUCUAUUUGACCUGCCCCAAUUUCAAAAGCGCUAUUUGUUACCAGAUACAGAUCUACCUAUUGUCGAAGACCCUGCUCAGGACCUGGAGACGCAGUUGCGCAAGUUGGCAGAUGGUCUGCUUUCGGGCAGAUACUCGUUCCCAGACCCUGCUACCAAUCAAUCAGAAUCGAGCGGCGUUGCAGAUCAGAAAGGAUUGCCACCUUCAAUGCUGAAAUAUUUGGUGGGAAGAGGCCAUGCCGAAUUUUCAACCAUGCGUCAACAGGAUUCUUUCGAGUUUCUCCUCCACGUCUUCAAAUUAAUUACACGUUCUCAGCACGUAGCUCCAUCCGAGGAUCCCAUACGAGCUUUUCGCUUCGUCAUGGAGCAGCGCCUGCAAUGUCUAGGCUGCAAAAAGGUGCGAUAUCGUACAGACGAGCAAGAUAAUAUAUCUAUUCCUGUGCCAGUAAGAAAAGUACAGGCAACGGCUACUACAGACGGCGAAAGGAAGGAUGAAUACGAAGCUGUAACGUUGAAGGAGUGUUUAGAUAGUUUCACGUCUGAAGAGAUCGUAGAACUCACUUGCUCGGCAUGUGGCAGUAAAGAUGGGUUUUCCAAAAGAUCGCUCUUUAAAACAUUCCCAGAGGUUCUCGCCGUGAAUGCUAGAAGAUUUGUUCUCAUCAAUUGGGUGCCUACCAAGGUCGACGUUCCUGUCGUUAUUGGAGACGAGAAGUUCCUUCUAGAUGAUUAUCAAUCACCUGGUUUGCAACCUUCAGAAACACUUCUCCCCGAUGACGAUGAGUCAGAUCAACCUUCGUUCACUGCAGAUGCAGCAGCUUUACAACAGCUCGAGGCCAUGGGAUUUCCAGUGGUCCGUUGUGAGAAAGCCUUACACGCUACUGGAAACAGUGACGCCAACGCCGCAAUGGAAUGGCUCUUCGCACACAUGGAAGAUGCAGACAUCGACGUUCCACUAGAUUUGAGCUCUGGCAAAGCUACAUCUGCUACAGCCGACCCUGAGAAAAUAGAAAUGUUAGGCGCUAUGGGUUUUGGACCUCCGCAAGCGCGAAAGGCAUUAAAAGAAACUAAUGGCGACAUGGAACGAGCUGUAGAGUGGCUUUUUAGUCACCCAGAUGACCAGGGCGAGUUUGAAGAUGAGGUAGCCGCUGUCAACAGCGAUGUCACUAAAGAGGAUCCUCCGGGAAGCACCGAAUUGCCCGCCACAUUCCAGCUACAAUCUAUCAUAUGCCACAAAGGAUCUAGCAUACAUGCAGGUCACUACGUCGCAUUUAUCCGUAAAGAGAUUCCUGAAGAUAAAACGGCAUCGUGGGUGCUCUACAAUGAUGAGAAGGUGGUCAAGGCCAAUGACGCCGAAGAGAUGAAAAAGUUUGCAUAUGUUUAUUUCUUCAAACGAAUUGAUUAA
This is a messenger RNA of Botrytis fragariae, 2355 nucleotides long. RefSeq names its product putative ubiquitin carboxyl-terminal hydrolase 14 protein. The coding region runs from base 1 to 2355 and encodes 784 amino acids. NCBI's taxonomy places the organism in Eukaryota, Fungi, Ascomycota, Leotiomycetes, Helotiales, Sclerotiniaceae. The record is from RefSeq and is a predicted model, not a curated record. The transcript is spliced from 4 exons. Gene Ontology annotation, molecular function: cysteine-type deubiquitinase activity; zinc ion binding; protein binding. Gene Ontology annotation, biological process: protein deubiquitination.